UCACUUCCUGCGCGCCGCGGGAAUUCUAUUCUGUUCGCGUGCCGUCGCGUCAGCUUCGAAUUGCGGCAGGACCCGGAUGUUGAUUCCUUCACCGUGACGGCGGCGAGCGGGUUGAAAAUCUUUCAGGAGGGGAGUCGGUUGGGAAAGUGGGAAAAAAGAAGGACGGGUACUAAUAGUUGCUUUUUAUGCCUGGUUUUGGACUUCCAGGGAGGCUGUUUGUGGGGUGAGAAGAAAAGGGCCAUCAUGUCAAAACGCAAAGUAACUUUUGAAGACCAAGGUGAUGAGGAUGAAGAAGAAAUGAGUUUGCCAAAAAAGAAGCUGGUUGAACCGGCCAUUGGAGGGCCAGGCAGCCGCUUUAAGGGCAAACACUCAUUGGACAGUGAUGAAGAAGACGAUGAGGAUGAUGAAGGGCGAGGCAGUAAAUAUGACAUUUUGGCAUCAGAUGAUGUGGAGGGGCAGGAAUCUGCCACUAUUGAUUAUGAAGAUGGUGUCCGAAUCACCCCAUUCAAUUUGCAGGAGGAGAUGGAAGAAGGCCAUUUUGAUUCUGAAGGCAACUACUUCUUAAAGAAAGAGGCAAUGAUUCGGGAUAACUGGUUGGACAACAUUGAUUGGGUCAGGAUAAAGGAACAGCCACCAGGUCGGAAGAAGGUACCAACAGAUUCUGUGGAAGACAAUAAUGAGGAUGAAGGUGAUGACCUUGAAGAUGUCCAGGUACCUCUGGAGAAGAAGGAAUUGCUGGAAGGAAUGGUGGAUUUAGUGCAACCUGGAGAGACAGUUGCUAGAGCCAUCCAAAGGCUGGGUGACAAGGGUGGACCCAAGAACAGUGGGCGUCAGAGGAAGCCCUGGAGUCGCCUUAAAGCCAGUGAAACAGAACCAGCAGAGGAAGGGGAGACCCAGAAGCUUGGGUCACCAGAACGGAAAGAGCAACUGGAACGCCUGUCAGGGCUGGCAGACCAGAUGGUGGCACGAGGUGUGUACGAGAUCUAUGGAGAGACCCGGGAGAAGCUGGCACUGAGGCUCCAGGCAUUGCAACAUCCUCCUGCAGCAUCUGCUGCUGCUGAACCCGAACUCGAUAUGUUUGCUGAGGAUAUUGAUGAAGCAAAACUGGGGGAGAAGAAGCCAGCUGCAGGAAGUGAGGAGCAGCAGGUGGGCGAUGACAAUGCUAUUUCUGAGGUGAUGUGGGAAUACAAGUGGGAGAACACAAACACAUCUGAACUCUAUGGCCCAUUUAGCAGCUCUCAGAUGCAGGACUGGGUAUCCCAGGGGUACUUCCCUGAUGGGGUUUACUGCCGGAAAGCAGAUAAUUCUGAAGGCCAGUUCUACAAUUCCAAGCGCAUUGAUUUUGACCUCUACACGUGAUUGGAGCCCGCCUCAUGGCCCACAAGAGAGAUGGAACUUGAUGCAGACCUGAAAGAACUUGGUGGACAUUAGGGGCUGGAGGCCGGGGGAAGGGAGGGUGUUUGUGUGUGUGUGUGUGUGUUUGCGUGCUUGCUGAGAAGAAGAAGAGGUUUGAUCCAUCACCUAAUUCUGAAGAUACUUCAGAUUAUGGGAGAAAUAAAGGAAUCAACCUUAUA
Molecule: messenger RNA, 1574 nt
Organism: Pogona vitticeps (central bearded dragon)
Lineage: Eukaryota; Metazoa; Chordata; Lepidosauria; Squamata; Agamidae
Gene: CD2BP2
Product: CD2 cytoplasmic tail binding protein 2
Cellular component (GO): U5 snRNP
Molecular function (GO): protein binding
Source: RefSeq, a predicted model, not a curated record